Dendrobium catenatum is the source of this 1426-nucleotide messenger RNA. RefSeq names its product quinone oxidoreductase 1. The record is from RefSeq and is a predicted model, not a curated record. The coding region runs from base 14 to 1159 and encodes 381 amino acids. Gene Ontology annotation, molecular function: quinone reductase (NADPH) activity. The transcript has 5 exons. Gene Ontology annotation, cellular component: cytoplasm; cytosol. Gene Ontology annotation, biological process: cellular response to oxidative stress. Lineage: Eukaryota; Viridiplantae; Streptophyta; Magnoliopsida; Asparagales; Orchidaceae.
UUUCUUCGGAAUAAUGAGCCUAAAGAGAGCUUUUUUAAGCUUCCAAAAGCCACUCUUUUUUACUCAUCGAAAGCUACUGCAGCCGCCUUCAGAUAAUAAAAUCCUUCGAUUAAACCCUACUUUUCACUGCAGGUCAUCGAUCAGAGCCUCGACGGCAGCGGCGGCGACGGCAAAAAUGGUGAAAGCCAUAAGAGUCCAUGAGCUCGGUGGUCCUGAGGUCUUGAAUUGGGAAGAUGUGGAGAUAGGGGAACCGAAGGAGGGAGAGAUACGAGUUAAGAAUAAGGCUAUUGGAGUAAACUUCAUUGACGUUUAUUAUCGCAAAGGAGUGUACAAGACUGAUUUGCCUUUCACUCCAGGAAGGGAAUCAGUGGGAGUAGUGACUGCUGUGGGCUCUGGUUUGACCGGUCGAAAAGUAGGGGAUGUGGUUGCUUAUGCUGGAAACCCUAUGGGUUCAUAUGCAGAAGAACAAAUCCUCCCAGCUAGUGCAGCGGUGCCUGUACCUUCUUCAGUUGAUCAUAAGGUAGCUGCAUCUAUUAUGCUGAAGGGAAUGACUGUUCACAGUCUACUCCGACGGUGCUUCAAGGUGGAACCAGGACACACCAUUCUAGUUCAAGCUGCUGCUGGUGGGGUUGGAUCACUUCUUUGUCAAUGGGCUAAUGCUCUAGGUGCGACGGUUAUUGGGACUGUAUCUAGUGAAGAAAAAGCUGCUCAAGCAAAGGAGGAUGGUUGCCACCAUGUAAUAAUCUAUACCAAGGAAGAUUUUGUAGCUGCUGUCAACAAUAUAACCUCCGGCAAAGGGGUAAAUGUUGUCUAUGAUUCAGUUGGAAAAGAUACAUACCAGGGUUCUCUGAAAUGCUUGGCAUCUCGUGGUUACCUGGUUAGUUUUGGCCAAUCAUCAGGCCUACCUGAUCCAAUUCCACUUUCCGAUCUUGCGCCGAAAUCCCUGUUCCUCACCAGGCCAUCUCUCAUGCACUACACUGCAACCCGGGAUGAGCUACUCGAAUCGGCCGGUGAGGUAUUUUCUCUUCUAUCAUCUGGUGUGCUUAAAGUUCGCGUCAACCAUGUCUAUCCCUUGUCUGAGGCUGCUCGUGCUCAUGCCGACCUCGAGGGAAGGAAGACAUCUGGAUCCAUUGUGUUGAUUCCUGAUAAUGAGUUAUAGAUCAGAAUUUGUGAGUCUUGCAGAUCACAAGCAGCUUUAUUUUUCUCAGAUAUAGACAUGAACUUGUAAGCCUGCAGUUGAGCUUAUAAAUCUGUUAUUUUGAUAUUUUGCUGGAGUCUGUUCACUGCUUUACUUCUAUGAAAAGCUCUUAUAAGCAGCUUAUCUAUGUUUGUUAGAAUAAUGGUGAUUUUAUUGUGCAUGUUUGAACUAAUAAACCAAUUGUUCUUCUUUCUACUUACAUUGUUAUAUUGCCAACAAAUUACCUCA